AGAGAGAAAGCAAAACAGAAAAAAGGAGGAAAAGCGUAAACUUGUGAAGCGCUUCAGUGACAGAGACACAGAGAAUUACAGAAGUGGUUACCCUGGCAAGGAGGAUGAUCCUGAGUUAAAUGACAAUGUCAGGUUUUACAAGGGCGAGAUUGCUUCCUCACCUGAUGGUGCAUUAAUAGAUGAAAUUCACAGUAGCUGGAAGGGAAAUUAUAGACUCUUGGAGCGGCACCAUGGUUACAUACAGUGGCUGUUUCCAAUACGAGAGAGUGGAAUGAACUGGCAAGCCCAACCUCUGCAGUUGCAUGAAGCAGAAGCAAUUAAAGCAGAUCCUAAAGCCAGUAAACGAGUCCUAGAAUCAUAUAAGCUGAUGUUGGACUUCUAUGGAAUGCAGCUAGUCGAUGAGAAAACUGGAGAACUGAAGCGGUCUCAAAAUUGGAGGCUAUGUUUUGACAACUUGAACUGGUCAUCCCACAAUUUUUUGCGGAUUACACGGAUCUUGAAAUGUCUUGGGGAAUUAGGAUAUGAGCAUCUGAAGAAAGGCUUCAUACAGUUUGUUCUGAGGGAAGCUUUAGAGCAUCACACAUUAGAAAAGACUUUGAGCAGCUGCCGGGACUAUUGGAUUGGCACCAUCAAAGACGAUCAAGACAGAGAGGAACUCUAUAACUUUAUUGACCAGUUUGAAUCUAAAAACUUCCGGUGA
This is a messenger RNA of Candidula unifasciata, 700 nucleotides long. The record is from the annotation of a GenBank genome assembly. NCBI's taxonomy places the organism in Eukaryota, Metazoa, Mollusca, Gastropoda, Stylommatophora, Geomitridae.